This is a messenger RNA of Culex quinquefasciatus (southern house mosquito), 459 nucleotides long. RefSeq lists its product as uncharacterized. Bases 84 to 398 code for a protein of 104 amino acids. The transcript has 2 exons. The record is from RefSeq and is a predicted model, not a curated record. Gene Ontology annotation, molecular function: chitin binding. Lineage: Eukaryota; Metazoa; Arthropoda; Insecta; Diptera; Culicidae.
CAACUGGCCGGUGCCGUUCGGAGGACCAGUUGACACUUGAUUUCAGGACACACUCUUGGCCACAUCUUCGAGACAAUUACAUUAUGAAGGCGAUCACCUUGAUUCUGCUGGCGGCCGUCGUGGCCGGUGCUUCGGCGGCGGCUCGCUGCGUCCGAGACAACGGAAGCGGUCAGCCUGGCUGUAAGAACCUGGAGGAGGUGACGCAGGGCGUUUGGCGCCACAACCACGACCCGACCGCAUACUGGGAGUGCUCCAAGCUGAACCAGCCGGCCACGCUGAACCGUUGCACGAGUGAUUCCGCCUUCCACCCGACCCUGCUGGAGUGCGUCAGCUGGGAUGACUGGGAGUGGCAGCCGACCUGCGCUCCGCUGACCCGACCGGACGUCGUGGACGCUUGAACCCUCCUGAUUGAUGAGUGAUUUAUGUUUUUGUGAGCAAAUAAACUUUGGUAAACUGACA